Molecule: messenger RNA, 987 nt
Organism: Aspergillus oryzae RIB40
Lineage: Eukaryota; Fungi; Ascomycota; Eurotiomycetes; Eurotiales; Aspergillaceae
Exons: 1
Coding region: 1-987 (328 amino acids)
Source: RefSeq, a predicted model, not a curated record
AUGCGCAGACGGAGAGACUUUGAAUCACGAAACUAUCAACCUCAACACAACCGCAAUGGUUAUGAUACCAGAGCUACCGAAGCCACACACCACAGAGAUGUCCUCCGGCGGAUCGCAAAAGAGACACUCAAGGUUAUCCCAGAUAUAACAAAGCAACUAAGCCCAUCCAUAAAUGUCUACCACUCUACCAAACUUUCCUGUGAAGAUCUCCCCCGCCUCCAGCCUAGGUACUGUCCUGCUUUCCCCGAGCGUGCCUCCAUCAGGGUCCUGAAUGAGGACACUCUAAAUGCAGCCAUUCAAAUAUCUCAGUUCAUGCGGACUGGAGGCACCAAUCCCCAUCUUCACGAUCCGCGGCCCCUCAUCAUCAAUUUUGCCAGCUAUAAAAAGCCUGGUGGUGGUUGGUUGAACGGUGCUGUCGCUCAGAAGGAGGCAAUCUGCCACCGCAGUUCGCUGGCGGUAAGCCUUGAUGAGAGUGACUACCCAUUGGCACUGGAUGAGGCAAUCUACACUCCCUACAUAGUCGUCCUGCGCAGUGACAUGGCCUCCGGCUACAGACUGUUAUUUCCUCAUACUCCUGCAAAAGACCUCCCACUUUUCAGCACGAUAACCCUCGCGGCUAUAUACCGGCCUCGGGUGCAAACCUUUGAUGUGAAAGAUAACCAUGGUGGUGACUCUCGGUCCAGGCCGCAAUGGCGGAAGAAGCAGGUCUUCGCCCUCGACAGGCACCGCAACACCACCAAGGAUAAGAUGAGACUGGCACUCCGCAUUGUAGCGAUCCAUCGCCAUCGCCUACUUGUGCUUGGUGCGCUCGGAUGUGGUGUCUACGGAAAUCCACCCGAGGAUGUCGCCCACUGUUGGCUUGAGGUCCUGAAGGAAGACGAGUUCUCGGGCCACUGGUGGAAGGGGGCGUGGUUUGCGGUCUACGAUUCGAGGAAUGAGGGUAACUAUGCCACGUUCAAUCGUGUGCUGUCUGGCAGGCAGGUCUGA